This is a messenger RNA of Lemur catta (Ring-tailed lemur), 2674 nucleotides long. Its product is annotated as MAPK-interacting and spindle-stabilizing protein-like. Bases 354 to 1166 code for a protein of 270 amino acids. NCBI's taxonomy places the organism in Eukaryota, Metazoa, Chordata, Mammalia, Primates, Lemuridae. The transcript has 2 exons. The record is from RefSeq and is a predicted model, not a curated record.
CGAAUAUGUUGAUGUUAUACAUUAAAACGUUGCCUGGGCGGCCGCUCAGGCCUGUAAUCCCAGCGCUUCGCGAGGCCGAGGUGGGAGGAUCGAGGCCAGCCUGGGUGAAAAGCUAAGCAGAAGUAGCUUCCUCCCGAUGUCUCCAGCCCAUGCUUUCCUUCCUUCCGGUUCCUCCGGGUCCUGCGGGACAGGUGUGAGAAUAGUCUGGGGUGGGAGGAGGGCAGUGGGCAGGGCUACUCCAGAUCCUUCGGGGCCACCCGGGCCUGGCUCUGCUCCUCCAGCCCCCUGGACUCACACCCCAGGAGAGGUGUCCCCAGGGCCACCCUGCAGCAGAAGGAUCCCUUUGGGGACACAUGUGGGAGCCACACAUCUCAUGGUUCUGUCCAGAGAGCAGGAUCAGGUCGGGGAGAAGCCCCAGGCCCCACGGAGUCCUCAGCCUUCACCCCACAGGAAAAGCAGCAGAGAAGUGUGGAUGUGAAAAUAGAAGCUCCAGCGAGUCCCAGCAGGCCUGGAGCCGCCGGCGCCGUGUCCUGCGUCCACCUGGAGGCUGGCCCGGCAUGCCCAUCACAGCCCCGGCCUCGGUGCCCGCUGAGCCUCCCUGGGUCCCGCCUGGGCCCCCCAGCCUUCUGGACCGGACACUGUGGAGGGGGCACUGUGAUUCAUGGGGGUGGCCAGCCAGGCCCAGACUGACCGGGGAGUCCGGGGGACCCGAGCCCUUCCCUUCUGCUGGUUUCUUUGAACCCGAGGCUCCACCUGCGGCACCAGCUGCCUGCCAGGCUGUUGUGAGGCUACAGCACAAAGUGCAGUGGGAGCUCGAGUCCCCCCUGGCCCCACCCAGCUGGAGAGGUGGUUCCUUCCUCACCCCUGCCCACCCCGUCGACCCAGACAGGCUGACCCCACCGCAGCUGCCUCUGACCUCCAACCUUGUCUGGCCAGGCAGGGACCCGGGCUCUCCUGUGCCUCCCUGCGCCUGGGCUAAGCCUGGCCUCCCUGGAGGGGCUCUGGGUUCAAAGUCGGGCCAGGGUUCCAUUCUGGCCGACCCCCUGAUGAGGUCGUCAGGUGCCUCUGAGGCCUCUGUUUCCGGCCGCCGAAUGGAAGUCCCAGCUACCGCCCAGCUGCUGCCCUGCCUCGGUGAGAGGGUGGGGGCCGAGCUGCGCGCACUGUGAAGUGCCGCACCCCUGCAGGAAGGAGGCUCCACCGUGAGGCAGCAGCAGAGGCACCUGCAGCUCCUGCCGGGCCGGCCCCUGGCCUCGUUCACCUCCCGACUUGGGUCUCCGCAGAGUCAUCUUCCGCAGGCCACGCUCAGCUGGAGCUGCGUGUGAGUCAGGCGCCGCCACGAGCAGGGGAAGGUGCAGGUGAGUCACCCACCAGGAGGAGGAAGUGGAGAUGACUGGGACUGUCACACGAGGCCAGUGCAAGUGACAUCACUGUGGGAUCACCUGCCAGGCUUCCCAGCAGCUGCCCCUUUGUCCAGCCUCCCUUCCUGUGGCCUGUGCUGGGCCCUGAGGCCAAGAGGACCAGGAGUGGAGGGUGGGGUCCAGGCACAGGGCAGGGCCUCGGUGGGCUGGAGGCGGGCUGUGCCCAGAGCCUCGCUCGCCACUGGCCUCCCCUGUGAGCCUCUAGAGCCUUCUCCAGUGAGGCUGCCAUGGGGUUUAGGCGAGUGGAGGGUCGGCCACCGUGAGUGGCAUAUCACAGUGUUUGGAACUCUGGCUUGGCAUCCCUCCCCCCUUUUUUUUACCCAAAUCUCAUACAGUGCAAGUGGCUCUGGCCUCUGAGGCCCUUGGGAAAGCUCCUUAGGGAGUCCAAGCUCCCAGAGCUGGGCCAAGGGUGUAGCAAGCAAGCUCUCGGCUGGUACUGCUGGCGGCUGGGCGGCCCGGUGGAGGGUGGGCCCCUCAGCGCUGUGCCCAGGGGCUUCACUCCCUAGGCCCGCCCUACAAGCUCCUCUCUGUAUAUGGGGGAAACUGAGGCCGCUGAUGUGCCCAUCAGCCUGGGAUAGGGCUCAGGAGUGCAGCUCCGUGGGGCGCACACUGGUGAGGGCUCCUGAGGGCCCAACCACUCACACCGCCUGGACGCCAAGGGCAGGCCGGAAGCAGGGUCCGCUUCUCCUUCCUGGCAGAGACGGCCCCAAUCAGGACCUGGGGCAAAGGGCCGAGAUGCGUGGACUGAGGGCCCCGGCACAGCCGCCUAUUAAGGGAAGUGAACGGGAACGGAGCUGUCCUCAGGGCCCGCGGCACUCAGCCGUGGUCACAACACCAGAGCCUGUCUGGUGGCCUCAGACAUCUGGACACUCACCCCACUGGGAGUCCGUGCAGCCCCUCCCUGACUCGAUCUUAUCAUCCGAUGCCUGCCCCAGCCGGCUGGGGGUCAUUACAUUAUUGUUUUUAAAGUGCCCUGUUGUUAUCCUCUGCUUACCUUUAGGCACCGAGUGGGCGGGAGUGGGUGGUAUUAUUAGCUCCAGUGCAUGGAUGGGGAGGUGACUCGCGCCUUUGCAAUUCAUCGUUAGCAGCAGCAGUGACAACGCAGGGCUGGUAAGGCCACUGGCAGGAGACUCGGUGAACCCUUGCCCCUCCCAACCUAAAGUUGACCAAAAGGCAGGUGUUUUCUUGACAGCCCAGAAGGGCAGGGGCAGGAGCAGGGCUGGGAGGGGGUGCUGGCACCGCUGGUCCCCACCCCA